Molecule: messenger RNA, 2459 nt
Organism: Strongylocentrotus purpuratus (purple sea urchin)
Lineage: Eukaryota; Metazoa; Echinodermata; Echinoidea; Camarodonta; Strongylocentrotidae
Exons: 2
Coding region: 1102-2196 (364 amino acids)
Biological process (GO): DNA recombination; DNA integration
Molecular function (GO): DNA binding
Source: RefSeq, a predicted model, not a curated record
CGCCGCCCAGUCCGCAGAACUUAGGAAGCUUUCUUCCAAGAUGUCUCGGUUUAUGGAUGUUAUGUCCACAAAUCAAAAUGAGACAGUCCCACGUGCGAAGCAUGGGGGCGAUUUACCUGAUGAUGACUUGCUCAGCAUUUUCGCUGAUAACAGUGUAUCUAUUUGUUCGUCGCCAAGCAGGGCGGAUAGUUACGACCCUGAGUUGGAUCUAUUGGAGACACCGGGUGUGGUGGAAUCGAAUGUAGUUUCGAGUUUCUUUCCACCCGAUUGUGACCUGUAUAAGGGCACAUUGGAUUUCAGAUCGCCUGUGUCUGAUAGCCUGGCGGCUCGCAUGACCAAAGCAGUAACGCUUCCUCCGAAGAAGGAAAGCAUUGAGAAGAUUGCUACUCAAUAUCUUACACCGGAGAAUGCUCCAGCGGUUUGCACGCCGAGGAUUCCCCAGGAACUGUGGGGCUCAAUUCCACCGAAUUAUCGUGCUGCCGAUAGUCGUGCACAGAAGUUGCAGACUCAUAUUGUGAAAGGUUUGCUUCCCUAUGCGGAGAUUCUUUCAGAGUUACAGAGCGCGGCUUCGGAGAAGCGCGAUGUGGAUACCAACCGCAUUAAGCGUCUCGCCCUCGACGGUAUCACACUAAGCGGUUUUGCCUCCUACGAAGUGAGCAUGAGGCGUAGGGAAGAAUUGAAGCCCUCUUUUAACCCCAAGUACAAGGGUAUUUGCAGCCGUUCAGUAUCGGUAUCUGAGGGCCUCUUUGGAAGUGAAUUUCAAGCGACCCUUAAAGGGGUCGGAGACUCGUUUCUGGUCAGUCAGAAAAUUUCGCCUCAGAACUUCAGGGGGCGUGCCAAGCGCAACUAUCAGCGACCAGCCCCAUAUCGGCAGGACAAGCGGGAUUAUUCUCGUUUUUCGAGGGAUCGCAACAGCGGCCCAUCUGGAUUUAAGGAGUUUCGCGCCCCAGCGACAGUUUCCAAGGCUCCACAGUCCAAGUACAACGCAGAUCGGGGCAAGUUUAACAAGCCCGGUUUCCCAAAAAACUAGGUCUUGCAGAAGCUUCGGGAGGACAAGGUGGACAUUGCCCUUCUAAUCGCUCCUUUGUGGCGAGCCCAGCCAUGGUAUCCCAUGAUCCUUCAGUUACUUGUCGCCCCACCCCUUCUACUACCUCCGAACUCUCUCGUGGGACAUUCAAACCCAUUCCCAAACCUCAAGCUAACCGCCUGGAUUAUCUCAACAAAGGUUGGCGCUCAGCGGGCCUUUCGGAACACGCUUCCAGCCUCAUCGCCCUCUCUUGGCGAGAUGGAACCAACAAACAAUAUGAAUCGGCUUGGCAACAGUGGCUUCGCUGGUGUGAUUCACAAUCGCUUGAUCCCUUUGACUCGUGUAUUGUAAACGUGAUUAAUUUUCUUAGUGCUCAACAGGGUUUAGGAAAAUCCUACUCUACUAUUAAUUCUUAUCGUUCUGGCCUUUCUUCUGUACUACCACCAAUGGAAGGCUUUCCAGUUGGCAAGCAUCCCAUGGUAAUAAGAUUAUUGAAGGGGAUAUUUAAUGCAAACCCUCCUAAACCAAGGUACCAAAGCACGUGGGAAGUCUCCAGGGUUUUGGAUUAUUUGUGUUCAAUGGCAGAAAAUUAUCAACUUUCUUUGUUUCAUUUGAGUCAAAAACUUGUGUCGUUAGUCGCACUUGUUACAGCGCAACGUACACAGACUCUCAAUCAUUUAGAUAUCUCUUUCAUGCACAUUUCAGAUGAUCGUGCAGUUUUUCAGGUCAUGGAUGUCUUAAAAACGACUACUCCAAAAAAGGGUAUUGCUAAGCAAAUAGUUGAGCUUCCUUCUUUUCCUUCGAAUAAGAAGUUGUGUGUUUUGUUAACUCUUAAGGAAUAUCUUAAUCGUACCAAACCUCUUCGUGAAUGUCAUGGGGAAACGAAGCUCUUUAUUUCAACUAGAAAACCUCACAAAUCGGUAACCUCCAGUACUUUGGCAAGAUGGUUAAAAUUCUCUUUGUUUGCUUCAGGCAUUGACACAUCAGUAUUUUCGGCGCACAGUUUCAGGAGUGCCGCUACUUCUUCUGCUUUCGCUCAUGGGGUCACCUUGAAAGAAAUAAUGAAGAAAGCUGACUGGUCAAAUGCCCGAACAUUCAAAACCUUUUACCACAAACCCGUCGUUGAAGAUGGAACUUUCGCUUUUUCGGUUUUAGCUCAAGCUUCUUGAAAUUUAUGUUCUAUAUCAUGACAUUAUCACGAAAGAGGGCUCUAUGUUAAAUGAGAAGAAGGUUCGCUUCUCUUUGGUAAUCAAUUUUUGGUACAGUUCCAUUAAAGGAAAAUCCUAGGUUACUAGAGAUGUAUUUACAUGAUUCACGUGAUCGUAGUUUACUUUUAAGCAAGACUGAUUUAGUCAAGGAGAUCUGAGUAAUCCUUUUAUGCUUCAUUAUUUUUGAGGUUCGUGUUAUGAUUAAAAAUUUGAUACACCUGCAA